Messenger RNA from Mya arenaria, 1685 nucleotides. RefSeq lists its product as uncharacterized. The transcript has 6 exons. NCBI's taxonomy places the organism in Eukaryota, Metazoa, Mollusca, Bivalvia, Myida, Myidae. The record is from RefSeq and is a predicted model, not a curated record. The coding region runs from base 216 to 956 and encodes 246 amino acids.
UGUAUCAAAAAAGUGGUUGAUUGUUUAUGUUUUAAUAUAGGGAUCGCGUUAAAAAUAUAUUACGUCAAACUUUUCGUUUGGUAUACUGUUAAUUCACUAGCAUGAGUGCAUUCCCAUUGAAGUAGAGCAUUUGGCAAUAUGAAAUAAGACGUGCGGCAUUCAGAAAGUACUGACAGAUACGAUAUACAUGCAUUCGGGGUGAAUGUUUAAGCAAAAUGGUGAACUGUUUGUGUAUUGGAAUAGUGUUUGCGACUAUAGUACCUAUAGCAUUGAAUAUUAAAGCUAUACCGGUUUAUAAAAAACUGAACACGUAUGAGCCCUGUGAUGAUGGAUCAUUGAACGGCAUAAUUUGCACUUCAGGCUGUUGCGGUGACAACGAUAACCCAGGCUUUUUAAAAUGUUGUAACAGAUAUGCAGAAGAGGGUUUUGUUCCCGGUGACGAAGAUUACCCCAUUGUUUCCCCAACCCUUUCCCCUAACCCACCACCUGUGAUAGUACCGGUAAUACCUGUCAUCGUGCUACUGGUCAUAAUACUCAUCUUCAUCUGCUGUGCGAAAUUCUGUUUGAAGAAAUUACGAAAAACAGAAAGACAAACAGACCAGUUAGAACAAGGGCCCAACAAUCAGCAGUCUAACCGAUCCCGGCCUCUCCAGUCCCUUCAGACUAUUUCAGGCUCUGUCGUUAGAACUAACAUAGCGAUGCAGGAUCCACCACCGUACGAAGUUUUGGGAGCUUACUAUUCCAACGAGCCACCCAUUCAAGUCGUAAAUAAGCAGCCGGGCAUUGACGUGAGAAACAGCAUAGGGAGGCCACCGCCUUAUGAAAUAAGGAGAACUGCUUGUCCAAAUAGCCCAUCACUUCAAGCCGGAAAUCUGGCACCGAGGACGCCCCUCAGAAACAACACAGAGGAGCCACCAGCUUACGAAGAUGUGGUCGCAGAUUAUAAUUACCUUUGAUAUUAUUAAGGCUCCGAACUGUUUACUCUGUUUUUAUCACAAUGUUGUUGUUUUUAUCCUUUUUCAAAGGAAGCUACUGAAAGAGAUUUUUCUUAUGUUGUUGAGCUUAUCUCUUAAAAUAGGCUCGAAAUAUAACAGAGAACUCUUUUGAAAUGGUCACAAACAUAUUUCAAUUAUCUGUGAUAUUUGGUAAUGAACAUUUAAAAUAAUUGUAUUUUACCAACACAUAGUUAAGGGUCGAGAGAAAAAGGAAGCAUUUCAUCCGAAUGUAAAAGCCGGUUAGCGGUGUAGUUUAAUGGUCACAUUUUGUCAAAUGCGAAUAGAGAUGAUAAAAAUUAUUUUUAAAAAAUGUAGGUUUUCUUCAAAACAAUCAUUGUGUAUUAUUGUCAACAUUUUCAUAACGCUUUAUCCUCGUUAGAAUCAACAAAUUUUAAUGUAACACAAUGCAUUGUUUUUUUGUUUUUUUUAAAUCCCUUUAAAUAACCUGACACAUGAAUGUUUAAAUAUCAAUAAAAGGGACUUCUAAAUGUGUUGUUGAUGAUUUUUAUUUUUGUUGAUUAUGUCCAAUGUUGUUCACAUAAAUUAUAAAGAAUAUAUGUAUGGGUAAGCUUAUAAUAAACGCUUCUAUCUCGUAUAUCUUAAAAUCUAAUUAUACUUUCAUUUUGUUCACACUUUUAUAUUGUCACUUCAAUCUGAUAAUUAAACGUUGUGACGGAUCAUCAAUUUAUA